Molecule: messenger RNA, 3475 nt
Organism: Pristis pectinata (smalltooth sawfish)
Lineage: Eukaryota; Metazoa; Chordata; Chondrichthyes; Rhinopristiformes; Pristidae
Product: transformer-2 protein homolog alpha-like
Exons: 8
Coding region: 111-917 (268 amino acids)
Biological process (GO): positive regulation of mRNA splicing, via spliceosome
Cellular component (GO): spliceosomal complex
Molecular function (GO): RNA binding
Source: RefSeq, a predicted model, not a curated record
CUGUGCGUUAAAGUUUCCUUUUAAUUACGUCGAGCUUGUUAAGAGAAUAUUUAUUUAAUCAGGUUAUUUAUUUUCGUUGCGAACACGUGUGUUUGCUUUCUUUUGUUAAAAUGAGUGACACGGAAGACUUGACUGACGAGGAGAGGGAUGGGAGGUCGACAUCAAGAUCACGGAGUAGGAGCCCAGCUGAACUGGCCAAGUCUAAAAGCCGAUCUGCUUCCCGUUCAUUGUCAAGGACAUCAAACUUGUCAGGAUCUCGGACAUCGUUCUCACGAUCUCGAUCAAGGUCCAGGUCACGGUCACGUUCCCGUCGUCAUCGCCGUCGCUCAAAGUAUUAUUCACGAUCCAGAUCUCACACUCGGUCAUAUAGGAGAAGAUCCAGGAGCCGAUCUUACUCACCUGUGUACAGGCGACGAAGAAGCAGCAGCCACUCUCCCAUAUCCAGCAGGCGACGUCACAUUGGAAACAGGACCAACCCAAAUCCUAAUAAUUGUCUAGGAGUGUUUGGCCUGAGCUUGUACACCACUGACCGGGAGCUGCGUGAAGUGUUUUCUCGAUAUGGACCCCUUGCAGGGAUCAACGUGGUAUAUGACCAGCGAACAGGAAGAUCGAGAGGAUUUGCAUUUGUCUACUUCGAAAAUGUUGAAGACUCUAAAGAAGCAAAGGAACGCGCUAAUGGGAUGGAACUUGAUGGCCGACGCAUUAGAGUAGAUUAUUCCAUUACAAAAAGACCCCACACUCCAACUCCAGGAAUCUACAUGGGCAGACCAACAACCAGUGUUCGUUCCUCUCAUUAUCAUGACUCUUACAAUGAUAGAUAUGAUGAUCGGGAUUUCACCUACAGAAAACGUUCACCUUCACCCUGUUAUAGCAGAUACAGAUCUCGAUCUCGUUCUUACACCCCACGUCGAUACUGAUGAUGCACACCAAGUACUUCCUGCCAGUUUAAAUGGAUGGAAAGUUUUUCAACCUACAGGGAUUUUUUUUAAACUUAAGAUGGGAAUUCUUGGGCAUUGCAAUGCUUUUUUUUAAAGAAAAAGCUUUUUUGAUUAUAUUAAGCAAAGCCCUAUAAUCAAUAGUAUUUCAUUUUAAGAAGUUUUCUGGUGCUUCACUAAGUGGUAUUGCAUAUAUAUUGCAAGGGGAAGUCUGUCUUUUUAAUGACAUUCUACAUGCUGUAUGUGUUGCAUUAAAUCGUUAUUGCAGAAAUAUUUCUGGUAUAUGUGUUCCCAAAUUACUUUUGGAUUUUAAGCAUAGUGUCUUGACUUUUUGUGCACGAAAUGUUUUAUUCUGCAGUACUUUAUAAGAAAAGAUACAAUGAUAAAGCUACUGUUUGGGAAGUGGUGAUCUGCAAUAAAUGUCUUGGACAUGGUGAGGGACCUGGUUUCUUUAUACUGAACAGACCAUGAAAUCUAGUAGUUGCAGCCUUAACCCAGUCAGGUAUAGUAUAUCUAAAGCUAUGGUAGUGUAGUGAUUAAGUUACUGGAGUAGCAGUCAAUUCUGGGCUAUUGAUCCAAAGACAUGGGUUUAAAUCCCAUCAUGGAGUAGAAGAAUUUAAUCUCAAGAAAUCUGGAAUUAAAAUAAAUGCUAGUCUCAUCAAUAGUAAACACUGGAUUGUUGUAAAACUUCUGAUUUACUUAUGUCAUUUAGAGAAAGAAAUCUAUCUGCCAUGGCUUGAGUGUGACUCCAGAGCCAUCAACUCUCAGUUCAGGGACGAUUUGGGCGAGACCUGUGCUGCCUCCUGCUGACAAAAAAAUUUUAAAAAAAAACUUCUAUACAUCAUUCCACUUGUUCACGGUGGGGAGAAGCAGUCCUUCUCUUAAAUAUGCUUGAAAUAUUUAGUUCAGAAUAUUCUGUUCCUAAUUCAAGUCACUCCUGUGACACGCGAAAAUAAUUGUGAUUUAUGACAUGGUAGAAAUAAUACCUGCCCCAAACCAAUGAUAUUUUUCUCCUGACAUCUUGAUGUGCUUCAAGACUGAGUCACUAUUUAGGACUUCAUCCAAACUGCCAUUCUUGACUACAAGUAUAGACACAAUAUUUUACUGCAAUAAAAUUUUUCCAUGUCCAGAUGUCAUAACUCCCAUAGUUUUACCUGCUGAUUAAUUUUUCAUAGAGCAACUAUCAACAGAAUAGUUCAAAAUGACGCCAGUGUCCUCACUGAUGACCAAAUAUUCUCAAUGCCUUUUGACUGGGAGUUUAGCUCUUAGAGCAUUCUCCAAAGUGGGACCAGUUAUACCAUACACAACUUGAUCAAUCUCCAGCAAAGAUUCAACCUGGGAUUUCCUGAUGCAUGCACCUCAGCUACACAUUGUCACCAGCCAAACCAAAGAGCAACACAGAAGCUUCACCUGGAAAGGCUACUUACUGGGUUUUGAGGGAAACUGCCACCCAUAUAACAAUCAGUAUCCUCAGGAUCAUGAGGAAAAUGAUAAUAGUGAAUUGAGUAAGGUUGUUAGAACUGGAGGUUUUACAGACUGGAAUCUGCAAUUCAGCUAUAUUACUUUUCAAUUAGAAUUGUGACCGAUGUAUUAGCCUCAAGCUAUGGGACUGGUCUUCAAAUCUUGUGCUGCUCUGACUUAAACAUCUUUCAACAGAAAGAAAUGAAGACUAGUUUUUUGACCGUGGCUGUAGAAGUGUUGGACAUUUUAGUUGCAAGAAUGAUAUCAAAUGUACCUUGCACAAUUAUGGGCAAGUUAAUGAAUCUGAUUAAUUUGAGCUAAAAAUUUGAUCUUUAAAUGAUUAGGUAGUUAACACCUUGCUUUUUAAAGUAUGUUGUAAAACAAAAGCAUAUAAUAUUUGUUCAAUAGAGUAGCUUUUUACCCUACAGCUUUGCCAAUGGAUAUCACUGAUUAAAAGUUCGGGGGCUCAAGAAUUGCUCCAAAGGCCAGUACAUGAACACACUAAGCACAGACUGCAGCGUUGUCAGGGGAGCUAUCUUGUGGAUGAGACCUCAACUAAUGUGGAGAUUAAAAGAUUCCUUGGUUUCUCACAAGUAUCUUGGAUCCAGUGGAUAUCAUUCAAUCCACAACACUAAGGACUGAUUAUUAUUUUACGAGCUGUAGGACCUUGUGCCUGCAAAUGGGUUGUAUUAUUUCCUACUUUAAAAAAUAAGUAGACUUCAUUGGUGGUAAAUGACUUUGUAACGUGCUGAAGGGGCGAUAAAGUAAUGCAACUCCACCUGAUGGUUUAUUCAUCUCCCUUAAUUGCUUGAAUAGUGAACUUUGGAGUGUCCUUUAUUAUCCCUUGAUGUUUUUUGUUGUAUUUGCGCGCCCUUCGUCGAGCGAUAUUGAGUGAGUGAGUUCACGCGACGCAGAGGACCCUCUCGCGUAGUUUCGUGGGAUCAGAUAACAGGCGAUGGCUCCACUGCAGUAAAUUCACGGAAAGGCAACGCCAUCCAUGUUCUAGCUGUUAACAACAAAAUGCAACUUAUUGGAAAGCGAAACCAGCUAAUAAAGUGUAUUGGAUAAGACAGCUGUGU